AUGGCCAAGAGAAAGAGAAACGAUCCUCCCAAGGAGGAAAAGUCCACCGAAUCCCCUUCCAAGACCGUCAAAUCUGCUCCGACUCCAUCGCAAGCUCCAGAUGCAGCUUUGACCAUCCAAGUGAUCACGGGUUCCUAUGAGCGAGUACUGCACGGUUUCACGGCCGGCAUCCCCGCAUCUGCUGUGCAGUCAAAGAAGGAGGCUUCGAAGGACUCGAACGACUCCAUUCAAUGUGUCGACACUUUCUUGUUUGAAGCCCAUGGAUCCGCUAUUCGCUGUCUGGCUCUCUCCCCAUUGCCCAAGCCUACCGACAAGGGAGAGGGACAAAAGAUCAUUCUGGCCAGUGGCUCAACCGAUGAGCGCAUCAACCUCUACUCGAUUUCCGCUGCGCCGCCCGCUGUGAAUGAUGAUUACCCCUCAGUGCCUACUCUGGCCGGAAAUAAAAUCCUCGAGAACCCCAGGAAUCGUGAGCUGGGAGCUUUGUUACACCACUCCGCUAGUAUCUCGGCCCUGAGCUUCCCCUCACGCAGCAAGUUGCUUGCUGCUGGAGAGGACAAUGCCAUUUCAGUCUCCAAAACUCGUGAUUGGAGUGUCGUCUCAACCAUCAAAGCCCCACGUCCCAAGAUUCACGGCCGGCCCAGCGGUGAUACAGCACCCGAGGGCGGCGCUCCGGCGGGGGUGAACCACUUUGCUGUGCAUCCUAGUAUGAAGCUGAUGCUGAGUGUUGGAAAGGGAGAGAAGUGUAUGAGACUGUGGAAUCUUGUUACAGGUAAAAAGGCCGGUGUGUUGAAUUUCGAUCGGGAUCUACUACAGAGCGUCAGAGAAGGAAAAUGGAGCAAGGGAGAGGGUCAACGCAUUGCCUGGAAUACCGCUGGUGAAGAGUUCGCUGUGGCUUUCGAAUGGGGAGUGGCGGUAUUUGGAAUUGACUCUACUCCCAAGUGCCGAGCUCUCCCUGCCCCACGAAGCAAAGUUCACCAGAUGAAGUAUGUUUCACGGCCUGUAGGAGACGCAACCGAGGACUUACUGGCUGUUUCUACCGAGGAUGGGCGUGUUAUCUUUUAUUCGACCGAGGAACUACAGAAGGCUGAGGAGGAUGAUGAAUCGACCAUUCCCUAUGCGACUCCUGUGGCUCAAGUCGGUGGAAAACAGGCCGGCUUUCCCGGGCGCAUCAAGGAUUUCGAGGUUUUGAGUCUAGCGGAUCAGCCGAAAGAGGUUCACGACGGGGUUGUCGUCGUCACGGGUAAUAGUGAUGGUGUGGUUCGCAUCUGGAACGUGGCCAGCAAAGAGCUUGUGCCAGCCAAGAAGUCUAAGGGCCAGGAUACCAUUCCCCAAGUUGGGAACCUUUUGACAACCUAUGAGACUGGAAACCGCAUUACAUGUCUGGCAUCCUUUGUGAUGCUGCCGGCGGAGGACCCAGAUACGCUGAUUGACUCUGAGGAUGAGGAGGAAUUUGAGGAGCUCAGUGAUGAUGAUAGUGAUGACGAGUAA
Messenger RNA from Penicillium malachiteum, 1488 nucleotides. Its product is annotated as putative 60S ribosome biogenesis protein Mak11. Gene Ontology annotation, molecular function: protein binding. Lineage: Eukaryota; Fungi; Ascomycota; Eurotiomycetes; Eurotiales; Aspergillaceae. The coding region runs from base 1 to 1488 and encodes 495 amino acids. The transcript has a single exon. The record is from RefSeq and is a predicted model, not a curated record.